Gordionus sp. m RMFG-2023 is the source of this 1217-nucleotide messenger RNA. RefSeq names its product ketohexokinase-like. Gene Ontology annotation, molecular function: kinase activity. Lineage: Eukaryota; Metazoa; Nematomorpha; Gordioida; Chordodea; Parachordodidae. The transcript has 5 exons. Bases 37 to 1173 code for a protein of 378 amino acids. The record is from RefSeq and is a predicted model, not a curated record.
GUCUAUGACCAACGUGCAAGAUAAGAUAAGAUAAAAAUGAGAAAAAUCUUAAUAAUAGGAUUAUCAAAUAUAGAUAUCAUAACAAGUUGCACUACCUACCCUCAAGAAGAUACUGAUGAGAAAUGUGAGGGUAUAUAUAUUCAAAGAGGAGGUAAUGCUUCCAACAAUUGUACAAUUUUAUCUCAAUUAGGUAAAUCUUGUGAAUUCCUGGGAUCUUUAGGUCAAGACUGGAUAGGAACGCUGAUUGCAAAGGAUCUAGAUCAAUUACAUAUUGAUAGUAAAAAUUGUCCUAUAUAUGAUCAGACAUAUAAUUCACCUUCAUCUGUAGUUAUUAUUAAUACAACUGAUGGGACAAGGACAAUUAGGCAUUAUAAUCCUGGAUUUCCUGAAUUAACAUGUGCAUACUUUGAAAAUAAAAUAAAUAAAAAAACUAUUGCAAAUUAUUCUUGGAUACAUUUUGAAGGUAGACGAAAAAAUCUGGAUGAAAUAUUUAAAAUGAUAUGUUACACACUUAUUAAUCAAAAACCCUCUUCAACCAUUUUCCCUUUCACACCUUUUAUCAGUGUGGAAGUUGAGAAACCUAGUGAUUUAACAUGGCCACAUUUUUCAACGCUUAACAUCAAUCUAUAUUUUAUAGGCAAAGAUUAUGCAAAAUAUAGAGGUUUUUCUAAUAUGAAUGAAACAGUCACUAUUUUAUACCAUGAAAUGCUCAAUAAAAGUCUAAAAACUAUGCUAGACCAUGACCCUAUUAUAAUAUCUACUUGGGGAGAAUUAGGCAGUUGUGCUUUGUUGUCUACCUCACAAUCUGAUACAUUAAGUUCUCAUUAUUCCAUCAUUGAAUGCCCUCCUAUUCAUGCCUUGUCCGUAAACAAACCCCUGGACACCCUAGGUGCUGGAGAUGCAUUUAUAGCAGCGUUCAUUCAUUCACUACACUCCUUUGAAGAAUUACAACAAAAUGAUGAUCCCAAAUGGCUUAAGUUCAUUCAAGAUGCCAAUAAUUUAAGCGAAAGGAUUGCUUAUGAUAGUAAAACAACUGUUCAAAUAAACCAUAAUACUAAGGUCAAAAUAGUCAAAAUAUGUUUAGAUUAUGCCAACUAUAUAGCGGGUUUGAAAUGUGCCCAUAUAGGACUUACCAAUUUAAAUAUUCCUAUAUCUUUUAAACAAAGUUUUUAGUUAAUAUAUUUCCAGAAUAGUUUAUUUAUAAUUGAUUAAAUAUG